Rotaria sordida is the source of this 966-nucleotide messenger RNA. The record is from the annotation of a GenBank genome assembly. NCBI's taxonomy places the organism in Eukaryota, Metazoa, Rotifera, Eurotatoria, Philodinida, Philodinidae.
AUGGUGAAGGAAGAUCGUUCAACAUGGAAAGCCAAAUAUACAAUGCGUUUAACGCAAUAUUUGGAUGAAUAUCCAAAAGUAUUUAUUGUUGGCGCUGAUAAUGUCGGUUCACGUCAAAUGCAAAAAAUUCGUGUAUCACUUCGUGGUCAUGCUGUUAUUAUGAUGGGAAAAAAUACGAUGAUGCGUAAAACAAUCCGUGGACAAACAUCAAAAAAUGCAAAUUUAGAAAAAAUAUUACCACAUGUUUAUGAAAAUGUUGGUUUCGUUUUUACUAAAGAAGAUUUAAGUUCAAUUCGCGAUAAACUUUUGGAAAAUAAGGUCGCUGCUCCAGCUCGUGCUGGUGCUAUUGCACCUGUUGAUGUCUCUAUACCAGCACAAGUAACAAAUUUAGGUCCAGAAAAAACAAGUUUUUUUCAAGCACUUCAAAUUCCAACAAAAAUUACACGUGGUACAAUUGAAAUUAUUAAUGAUGUUCAUUUAAUUAAAGUUGGUGAGAAAGUUGGCGCUAGUGAAGCAACAUUACUUAAUAUGUUGAAUGUUUCGCCAUUUAGUUAUGGUCUUAUUAUUCGUCAAGUUUAUGAUUCAGGUUCAUGUUUUGAACCAUCAAUACUUGAUAUAAAACCAGCUGAUUUACGUGCAAAAUUUUCUCAAGGUAUUCAACGAUUAGCAGCUUUUUCACUUGGUAUUAAUAUUCCAAAUCAAGUAUCAGCACCACAUCUUAUUCUUGGUGGAUUUAAACGUUUACUUGCAUUAGCUGCUGAAACUGAUGUUAAUUUUGAACAAGCUAAUACUUUAAAAGAAUUCUUGAAAGAUCCAUCGAAAUUUGCUGCUGCAACAACAACAGCAGCACCACCAACAAAUGCAUCAGCUAGCACAAGUAAACCAGCAGCUGCAGAAAAACCUGCAAAACCAGCUGAACCAGAAUCCGAUGAUGAUGAUAUGGGUGGUUUAGAUAUAUUUGGUUAA